AUGGGAUUCAUCAGUGGUAUGAUCGUUGGUAUCGCCAUUGGUAUGGGAUUGAUCGUCGCAUUUGCUCGUCACGAAAGCGCCCGAUCCAAGCGUCGUUCAGAUUUGGCGAAGAUGAUAGCAGAGUUUGCGAGAAUGACGGUGGAAGAUUCCAGAAAACUUCUACCUCCCAAGUUCUAUCCGUCAUGGGUUGUCUUCACUCGGAGACAGAAGUUUAGUUCGUUAAAUUGGCUCAAUAGCCAACUCGAAAAGAUUUGGCCGUAUGUUAAUGAGGCAGCGUCAGAGUUGAUAAAAAGCAAUGUAGAACCCAUUCUUGAACAAUAUAAGCCUAUUAUUUUGUCUUCCCUCACCUUCUCCAAGUUGACCCUUGGCACUGUGGCUCCACACUUUACAGGAAUUUCAAUUAUUGAAGAGGAUAGUGGGCCUAAUGGAGUGACUAUGGAGUUUGAGAUGCAGUGGGAUGGUAAUCCGAAUAUCGUUCUUGACAUUAAAACCCGUGUUGGUGUUGUACUUCCUGUGCAGGUAAAAAAUAUUGGAUUCACUGGGGUUUUCAGGUUGAUCUUCAAACCACUAGUAAAUGAGUUCCCUGCAUUUGGAGCUGUUUGUUUUUCCUUGAAAGAAAAGAAAGAUCUGGAUUUUACACUUAAGGUUGUUGGCGGUGAUAUAUCAUCUAUACCGGGGAUAUCUGAUGCAAUAGAGGAAACAAUUCGAGAUGCCAUUGAAGACUCUAUAACUUGGCCAGUACGCAAAAUUAUACCAAUUAUACCUGGGGAUUACAGUAACCUAGAGUUGAAACCGGUUGGAACACUGGAAGUUAAACUAGUGCAAGCAAAGAACUUAACAAAUAAAGAUUUGAUUGGGAAAUCCGAUCCUUUUGCUGUCAUGUUUGUACGCCCACUUCGGGACAGAACCAAAACCAGUAAAACAAUCAACAACCAGUUGAAUCCAAUAUGGAAUGAGCACUUUGAGUUCAUUAUUGAAGAUGCGUCAACGCAGCACUUGACCAUAAGAAUUUUUGAUGAUGAAGGCAUUCAGGCUGCUGAACUUAUUGGCUGUGCCCAAAUUUCGCUGAAGGACCUUGAACCUGGUAAAGUCAAGGAUGUAUGGUUGAAACUGGUUAAGGAUUUGGUGGUCCAUAGGGAUAACAAGGACAGGGGGGAGGUGCACUUGGAGCUCUUGUACUGCCCAUAUGGAGUUGAUAAGAGCUUUAAGAACCCUUUUGACCCUGACUACUCGUUAACCACGUUCGAAAAGACCCUCAAGAGUGAAGCUGACGAAGAGUCUGAGAAUCUUACAAGAUCAUCACCCCGGAGGAGAAGCAACGUGAUUGUAAGAGGGGUUCUAUCUGUGACAGUGAUUUCAGCUGAAGACUUGCCAGUAGUGGAUUUGAUGGGCAAGGCUGACCCAUUUGUUGUCCUUAUGUUGAAAAAAUCGGAAAAAAAACUCAAGACCAGGGUUGUAAACGAAUCCCUAAACCCAAUUUGGAAUCAAACAUUCGACUUCGUUGUGGAGGAUGGCUUACGCGAAAUGUUAAUUCUUGAAGUCUGGGAUCAUGAUACGUUUGGCAAGGAAAAAAUUGGAAGAGUGCUCAUGACACUUACUAAGGUCAUAUUAGAAGGGGAAUACCAGGAAACUGUUCCUCUAGAUGCAGCUAAAUCCGGAAACAUUACAUUCUAUCUGAAGUGGACUCCGCAGCACAAGUACCGGGAUCCUUAGCAGACUUCACAGUUGGCUCAGCACAAU
Molecule: messenger RNA, 1740 nt
Organism: Gastrolobium bilobum
Lineage: Eukaryota; Viridiplantae; Streptophyta; Magnoliopsida; Fabales; Fabaceae
Product: synaptotagmin-4-like
Exons: 13
Coding region: 1-1713 (570 amino acids)
Cellular component (GO): endoplasmic reticulum
Molecular function (GO): lipid binding
Source: RefSeq, a predicted model, not a curated record